AUGCGAGACUAUGCGCUUCACUCCAAUUUCCAGUGAUUGUGUUUUUUGCUGCUUAUUUUAUUAAUCAUCAAGAUGUGCCCCGGCCCCCGCAGGCCCUCCCCGCCGCCGGCCGGCACCGUGUCCGAUGCGCGAAACCCUUCCUUAGAGGCGGCCGCGCUUCUCCUCGAGCUUUCCGCCUCCGAUGACCUCUCCACCUUCAAGCGAGCGGUGGAGGACGCCGGAGUUCCGAUCGACGCCGCCGCUCCGUGGUACUGCCGCUCCUCUGCCGGAGCGAUGGCGUACCAGCUACGUACCCCGCUCAUGAUCGCGGCUCUCUACGGAAGCACCUCUGUGAUGGGCUACAUCCUCUCCGCGCGCCCCGCCGAGGCCGCCCGUCGCGCGGCAUCCGACGGGGCCACCGCCCUCCACUGUGCUGCCGCAGGUGGAUCGGAGGCAUCCCUCGAAGCGGCUAAGCUCUUGAUCGCUACGUCCCCCGAGGUCAUCGAUGCCGUCGACGCGAGCGGCAACCGACCCGGGGAUAUCGUCGCCCGGCAGUUCUGGAACACGGCCUUCAAAUCCCUCGAAGUAAUCUUGAGAUCUCCCACUUGCCCUAGGGUUUCGUCCCCAAGUAAAGAAGAAGUAGUUGCUAAAGUAGGCGAGAAGAAAGAAUACUCGCAGUCCCCUGAUUUGGCGCUUCCGGACAUCAAUUCGGGGAUCUACAUCACCGACGAGUUCCGGAUGUAUGCUUUCAAGAUUAAGCCGUGCUCCCGUGCCUACUCCCACGACUGGACGGAAUGCCCCUUCGCCCACCCCGGCGAGAACGCCCGGCGACGCGAUCCGCGGAAGCACUCCUACAGCUGCGUGCCGUGCCCUGAGUUCCGCAAAGGCAGUUGCCGCAACGGCGAUGCCUGCGAAUACGCCCACGGGGUGUUCGAGAGUUGGCUCCACCCGGCACAGUACCGGACCCGGCUUUGCAAGGAUGAGACUGGAUGCAACCGCCGAGUCUGCUUCUUUGCGCACAAGGUGGACGAGCUGCGUACGGUGAACCCCUCCGCCGCUUCGAUGACUGGAACGGCAGCGUUUCCAUCGCCCAAAUCUUCGCCGCAUCCGGGCGUUUCAUCCAUGGACAUGGCGACGGCCCUGUUGCUGAUGCAGCAAUCAGGUUCGCCGGCGUCUUCUCAGACAGGAAGCGUCGCGACAUCAACAGCGUUGCAGCUGCCGAGCAAUAGGCUGAACACUUCAAAGAGUGCCAGGAACAUGGAGGUCGACCUGGAGUUGCUUGGAUUGGAAGGGUAUCAGAAGAAGCUUAUUGAUGAUGUCCGAAGAACAAACAGCUUCGCUGCAGCUGGGGCUACUGAUUACAACUAUUUGUUUGGUUCCGUCGAUCCAUCACUAUUGAACAAAUUGCAGGGGCUCUCUGUGAGAUCGAUGCAGCCGUCUCAAUUGCUGUCUAGCUAUGGUAGCUCCUCAUCUGCCUCCCCAACUGCCACUGCAUCCUCCUCCUUCGGACUCGACCAUUCGACGGCGAAGGCCAUCAUGAAUUCGAGAGCUUCUGCAUUUGCUAAACGGAGCUUAAGCUUCUGCGACCGCGGGUCACCUGCUGGGCGCCAGUCCACGCUAUCUGCAAUGACGACGGCCACUAUCGCACCACCGGCGGUGUCCGAUUGGCGCUCACCAGACGGUAAAUUGGAUUGGAGCGUCCAAGGCGAGGAAUUGAGCAAGCUCAAGAAAUCUGCUACCUUUGCAUUCCGCAACAACCAGGCCGUGCACGGAGGCGUAUCUUCGCCCCCUGGAUCGAACGAACCCGACGUGUCCUGGGUGACUUCUCUGGUGAAGGAUGGACCUCCAGUGGCUCCAGUGGGCCGAAUCAGCGCAGGCAAGCAGCAGCAGAAGGGUUAUCCACUCAAGGAUGGAGGCAAUUCCCACAGCUCAGGGAUUUUCUAUCCUUGGGUGGAGGACAAGAUAUUUGCAUAGAAGUUGCUACGAACAGCUACUGACCUGAUUUUUUUUUCAUUAUAUAUGUUUUCUUGAAACAAUCGUAUAUGCCAUGGCAGGCAUAUUUGGUCAAUAGAAUGCUUGAAAGAAGUGAUCUUGAAUCAUUCGAAUGUUUUUUGAAUAUUGUAUCAGUGAAACAGCUUGUUACA
This is a messenger RNA of Zingiber officinale, 2123 nucleotides long. Its product is annotated as zinc finger CCCH domain-containing protein 33-like. Lineage: Eukaryota; Viridiplantae; Streptophyta; Magnoliopsida; Zingiberales; Zingiberaceae. The coding region runs from base 73 to 1953 and encodes 626 amino acids. Gene Ontology annotation, molecular function: metal ion binding; protein binding. The transcript has a single exon. The record is from RefSeq and is a predicted model, not a curated record.